Messenger RNA from Cuscuta epithymum, 3672 nucleotides. NCBI's taxonomy places the organism in Eukaryota, Viridiplantae, Streptophyta, Magnoliopsida, Solanales, Convolvulaceae. The record is from the annotation of a GenBank genome assembly.
GAGGAGAUCACAUACAAACACUUCUCCCCAUACAAAAUGCAAAUCAAUUUCGUGCGUCCGAUUUAGGCAAAUCAAUGGCCGAAACCAUUUUCCUCACCGUUACCUUUCGUGAGCCGCGAAGGAGGAGACCGGGUAUUUUAAAACCCGUUUAGUAAUUAAAGGAUAAAGAUGUCAUUUGAUUUUUUUUAAAAUGGAACCGCCAUAAUACGGAAAAGGAAGGAAAUCCCUCUUGCGCACAAUCCCCACGUAGAUUCGAACCGCCCAUGUAUAGCAAAUCAGAAAAAGGAAAGAUGCAGAGGUUGUUUAAUGCUCCAACUAGCAAAGGUCUGAGAAGCUGGAAAAUCUCCUUGAGAGCGGCGAAAGCUUCAGCAUAGACGAAGAACGUCAUUUGUGAAGAAUAACGACCGGUGAAAUUCCAUUUGCGCAAAUGGCUUCAGUUCAAGAAGAACAUGCUCUGCGACAAGCCGCUUUGGCGUGCGAAGAAGGAACUCGACAAAACCACCAAACUGUUCUACAAAAGAGAAAGAAAGCAGCUCCAUGUGGGAGUAGUAUUGCAAAGAAAAAGAGGGUGAUUAAUAAGGGGAAACAAGUGCAAGUGCAGCCGGAUGGAGACAAGAUUACUGGGCUCAUGCAGUUACGUUCUAAGCUUGAGAAACAAAAGACUUUGAGCAUGCAGCGAGAGGAAAGUAGGAGCAAAUCAAGACAUGACUUUCAAGGUGUAUUUAUAGAAGACAAUUUAGGAAUGGAGUUGAUGGAAAAAGAAGUAGAGAGAAGGUUGAAAAAGGAAAAUGCAAAAGUUGCUGCAUCCAAGAAAUCCGGGAGCAUAUCAAGAGGCCAGUUGAAAGGAUCUAAGGCUGCUCGUGGAAAGAGAAGCACUGGUCAAGAAAGUGGUGAAAGAAGGAGGAGUGGAAGGAUAAACAAGGAGACGGAAGUGUGCUAUCAAAACGUUAAUGAUGUGGUGGUGCCUGAUACCGAAGAUGGCAGUGAGGCAGACAUUCAUGAAUGUGAGGAAGCUGACAGUGAUGAAGAUUUUGUCAAUUUACCAAAACAAGUGGUGAGAAAGGAAAAAGAGCGUGAGGGCAGACCAAAGAAGAAGGAGAAGCGGGCUGUUGUGAAUGACUUGAAGGAAAAGUACCACAGCCUCUACACUAGAUCAUCACCGAAUGUGGUGAUGAAUGCUAUUUCGAAAUUGAGUCACAAACAGCGAGAACAAGUGCGUGAAGUUGGAUUUGGGGCUUUGUUAGACCUAGGAAUCAGAGAGUUGCCGUCUAAGCUUGGUUAUUGGAUUGUGGACAACUUUGACCCAAUUAGUUGUUCACUAAAGUUAGGUAAAGGAAGGAAAAUUCACAUCACAGAAGAAGAUGUGGAGCUGGUUCUGGGAUUUCCACGCGGUGACAAAGCAGUGUUAAAAAAGGGGAAAGGAGAUAAAAGCGAAAUGCUGGAUGAGUGGAGGGCUUCUUUCGGAGGAAAGGAUAAAGUUUUGCCAAUAGAGGUGGUGCGUGAAAUACUAAGAUGUGAGGAAGGUGGAGAAUGCUUUGUGAGAAACUUCAUAAUUCUCGUUAUAUCGACCUUGAUAGAGAAUACAAGGAACGGAUAUAUAAACUGCUCUUUCAUAAACAAUUUGAAGGACACAAAAGGAAUCAAAGAUUUAAAUUGGUGCGAAUAUGUGAUAAAGGCUCUAAUUGAGAAGAAAAGAGAAUGGGCUAAGGGAAAGGAAAAGGCAUUCACUGGUCCACUCCUUUUCUUGAUGGUGUUGUAUGUGGAUAGGGUGGAAGUAUAUAGAAGAAGUGUGCCUCGGAAGGUUCCCGCUAUAAUGGGAUGGAGCACACAGUUAUUGAGGGAGAGGGAAUCUGAAGAAGUUGAGGCUGGAGGAUUUGGGUUAGGGUAUGUAGAUGAGAAGAUGACAAUGAACCAAGGGACGGGGAAAACUGUCACCGCAGAAGAGAGAACCGAGGAUGUGGGACAGCCCUCGACGACAACGGGUGCAAAAGAGGACGUUAUGCAACGCUUUGCUAAUAAGACCAGCUUAUUUGUUAAGACAACAACUGACAUCAUGAAUAUGUUAGAUGCAUCUCCCGAUGUACUUCGUGGCAGUGAAAAGUUGAAAGAGUUGGGGCAAGCGGCGAAUAUGCUCGUGGCUGUUUUACAGAAGAAAAAUUCUCCGGAUUUUGCCACACCUACACAGAUGGACAGGGAGAUGGAGGUGUUUUGGUCAAACCCAGUCAACCUUGAAAUAUUAGCUGAAGCUGAGGUGGACGGUAUAAAGAGAACAAAGGUUCUUCAAAGGAGGGAAGAUAUGCCAAACUUUAGUAUAGGUCUCACACAAGGCGAUCCCCCAAAUGAAGUAAGCGGUGAUGCUCUGAUGGGGUUCGAGAAGAACAAUAUAAAUGAAAAGGGGAAGGGAAAAGUCGAUGCAAGUGUGCAGAUGCCUUCAAAUGAGCAAAUGUUAGCAGUUGGUGGUGAAUCAAGCUCAAAUAUAAAUAAUGUGCUGGAAAUCAGAAAGGACAUUGAAGAGACAGAAGAAUUGGGCCAGCUAAGAAGAAAACAAACGGCUGCAGCAACCCAGAAAUCACCCUACGUAAGAAGAGUUAUUGAUCUAAGUGCUGCAAUAACGAAAGAUGAACGCGCCAUGAGUGAUUGGAUACUUCUAGACGUUGCUGGAGAUGCGAAUGAGGUUAUUUUCAAAGCCCUUAACCAAUUGCAGCUUACCCGCGGGCAACUGAUGAGCAUCAAGGAUGGUCGACACAUCGAGGAAAGUGUAAUCAAUACCUGGGCAUUCAUUCUUAACUGUAAAGAGACAGUUAGAAGCAGUGAGUCUACAAGUAGAUUAUUUGCUAAAGUCUUGCCUUGUCUUGACACACAGGCGGACCUGGGAUUGAAUGAAGACCGUGCUUACACACUUUUUGCGGAAGCCAUUGACUUUGGGUUGGAGGCAAUUAAAGAUCACACUGCACUUUCAAAAGUUGAUUUGUUCUUCUUCCCGAUAAUGCAAGUGCAUCACUGCUAUGUAAUUUGUCUGAAUACUAAGCUGAAGCGUACGCAAAUUUGACAGUUCAUCAGCUAGCGUACGCAAAUUUGAUAAAUACGGGGAAAUGCCUCAAAACGUGAUAAAUAUGUUUGUGAAGUACAUGGAUUCAAGGAAUAUGAUGACCAAAUCUGAUAAAGUGAGGAAGGCAACACCGAAGAGGCUAGGAAUGGAGUGGAGGCAGACGAAAAACAUUUAUGACUAUGGUAUCUUCACAAUGCGGCAUAUGGAGACAUAUCAAGGUCAAGGCUUGCAAGGAUGGAAUAUUGGGCUGAAGGAAACCGACACCAAACUGGUAGGGACGUUACGCGUGAAGUACAUUUCUGCAAUUCUCCUGAAUGAGAAGAAUGAGCACAUGCAUUCAAACUUGCUGAAGGCAAAGAAUUUUCUCAAGAAAGCUAAAGAAGAGAAUGAAAAGGUGGGAGAGAAGAAGAAGGGAGCAGCGCCCAAAUAAUCAAUUCAACGAAAUUUGAAGUUGACAUCAGUUUGACUAUAUUAAAAUUACAGUUUACAAUGACUUAUUCACAUUAUUUUUAAUAAAAAACAUAUUUAUGCUUACUAUUUGUGUGUGAAAGUUGACGUUGAAUAUAGUUGGUUUUAAUAUAUGUUCCAGGUUCACAUGAGUUUACAAUGAAGCUUUGUAAAUG